AAUUCUUGAUCAGCAAUGAUAGAUAUUUCCACUUCAUUUCGACCAAUUGACGAAUUUCAACUGUGACAGAAAUCUCAUGUCAGUAAGUUUGCACCACACUAUCUAUGUGGCACUUUACAUUCAUCAAAAUCGUUUAAAAGUCAUUUAUACGAAGAUAUUUAUCUAAAAUUGCUUUUAGUGUAUAUCGUCGCAAAACAAUCACAUUUUUGAGUUUGUCCCCGAACCUUCACUAUCACGUGAAGUGCAAUGAACCACCUUCAUGAUAUUGACACAUCCGAAUGCAACUGAACGUGGUGUUUUGACUUACUGUCACUUCUGGAAAUGACCUCGAAUUUCCACAACAUAUUUUUUCGCUGAAUUGCUGAAUUCUAUACCAGGUCAUUAAAUCAGGCAGAUUCUCAUUUGUCCACAGUUAAAGUGAUGGGAGAUGUAAGACGUCAUCGUGAAAGUGAAAUUUUUCGGAAAUUCGAAGAAUUGGCGAGAGAGAAUAAUGUGCAGCGACUGGAUGAAGAUUUCCUAAGGAGAUUCUUGGUUGGUCAUCAGUACGAUUUAUUUCAGGCUUUGAAAGCUCUGAAGAAUUUCGAAAGUUUCAUCAACAGAAGGCGACAUAAAUGGUUGAGGCACAGAAAAUCCCGACUAGAAACAAUCCUUGGAUCCCAAAUUGUGGACGUUUUAGACGAACCUGGUCUGCAAGAACAAAAAGUAGUUUGGAUACGCAUUGAAAAGUGGGACCCACAGCAAAUCGCAGUAGAUGAAAUAUUGGAGGUUGCAGGUCUGUUAUGCGAGCUGGUCUAUGCAAGAACGAAGGAGAUAAAGUCUAUCGACGUAAUUGUCGAUUUGAAUAAUUUUUCUUUGAAGCAUCUUUACGGGUUGUCUCCAAAAUUCGCGAAAAGGAUGGUAUUUUUCAUGUCGGAAUGCCUUCCUAUGAGGCUCUUACACGUCUACGUGGUGAGACAACCAAAAAUGUUCCACCUUGUAUAUUCCUUGUUCAAACCUUUCAUUGAAGAAAGAAUGAGGAAGUUGAUAACUAUUUGUGGACACAAUUAUGAACUAAUGACAGCCACAAUCGGAAGGGAUGUCUUACCCCCAGAACUUGAAGGAACGAGCGACAGUUUAGCGUACGACAGAUGGUUGACAGUUUUAUAUACGAAAAAAACACAAAAAGAAUUAGCUAUUUGUGGAUACGAGUUUUACUAAAGCAAAUGGGUGGAAGAAUAGGAAACUUUUUAUUUGUGAGUGGAAAAUUCAUGAAUAAUUAAUGAAAUUGUAAGCGAAUUAAAUUACCGAUAACGGCAAA
Molecule: messenger RNA, 1297 nt
Organism: Leptinotarsa decemlineata (Colorado potato beetle)
Lineage: Eukaryota; Metazoa; Arthropoda; Insecta; Coleoptera; Chrysomelidae
Product: alpha-tocopherol transfer protein-like
Cellular component (GO): membrane
Molecular function (GO): phosphatidylinositol bisphosphate binding
Source: RefSeq, a predicted model, not a curated record